Messenger RNA from Cuscuta campestris, 1437 nucleotides. NCBI's taxonomy places the organism in Eukaryota, Viridiplantae, Streptophyta, Magnoliopsida, Solanales, Convolvulaceae. The record is from the annotation of a GenBank genome assembly.
CUCUUAUUCACAGAAAUCAAAGAAAAACAAGAGCCAUUCAUUAUUGUCCUAUUGGUGGGGGGAAAUUCAGAGAUGGGGGUGUGGUUGUAGGGUCUUUAGUGAAAGCACAUCAGGGGGAAAUGAAUGGCAUCUCCUUUGGUGAUUUGGAGGGGAAUAUUUUUGCCAAGAAGGGGAAGGGAUUAUGCAGGAAAUGGCUGGUUGUUUUGGGGGCUUCUUGUGGAAUAUCUUCCGUUUCUCCUUCUUCUGCAACGCAACGGAACCGAGCAGACCAAGAGUUUCGUCCGGAAAUCUUCGCCGGAGUUCUACAAGGGUUCAAUUCGUCAAUCGCGGUGAGUGAUUUAUCUCUCGUUAGAUUGUAUUGUUCUUGUUCGGUUCUGUUCUAUUGCGUUCUUCUGCCUUCUCUCUGUCCUUUUCCUCGCUCUGUUCUGUUCCUCGUCCAUCUGUUCUGUCCUUUCAAUCGGUUGCUACUCCCUCUCUGUGCCGCUGAUUCCCGGAGGGAGAACUCAAUGCCGCCGGACUGGUGCUGGGCCGCCGGUGGUUUGCUGCUGGGAACGGAACAGGAAGUUCGUCCUGUUACCAUCGGAGGAACUGUUCCGCCGCUGUUGUUUUGGCGUGGAGCUGCUGGUCGCUGCCGGAGUCGCUAGGAUGCCGGCCAAGUUCCUGCUCGCCGACGGGAACUACACGAAGAAGAUGCAAGUCGCAAUGGCCAGAUCGGAGACAACGUACAGUUUGUAAGGAAUUGCAAUUGACCCUAGAAUUUUUAAUUGGUUGCAACUAAUUCCUUUUUUACAAUUUGAUGCCAAAUAAAGCAAUGAAUACAAAAUAGCCGAAAACUUCUAGACUACUGAAUUGAGGAUAUUUGUGUGUUAAAUUGAAAUUAUGGAAAUAGGCCAUCCGGUAUAUCUAGGAAGAUCUGAGUUAAAGCAGACUCACAAGGAUUAAGAUCUAGGAUUUAGGCCCGGUGGGGCGAGCUUCGCAUAACUCACGGGUCUUGGGUUAAAAACGUACGUACGGGAGUCAUUAGCCUACCUAGGGAUUCCUUUGUAGGGGCUCCAACCCGCCCAUUGAGGAUUCUCUUUGGGUUUCAUCAAGCGUGGCCUCGGGGGAUCCGUCUGAGUGUCCACGACUUAGUUAGUCAAAAGGAACCUUAGCCUAUAGGGUUAAGUGUAGAAGAACAACAAGAACUGGAUAUAAAUAAAUAAAUAGUUGAUCAUGGUAUUCGGCAAUGAUAUUUGCUAAUUCUUCUGAUAUUGUGUGAUUAUAUAUUGAUGGGUGCUAGUCUAUGAGUUAGUUCUAGCGUUAGAUACUUCCACUCUCCCUAUUUUUUUACCGGUAGGGAUCAAGGAUUGGAUGAGGAGCAGCCUGGAGAACAGUGAAGUGUGACGCUGGUGGAUGGCCCGAUUCUGUUUGAAAUUGAAUUAAAUACUUGUUGACUUU